Messenger RNA from Rotaria sp. Silwood2, 570 nucleotides. The record is from the annotation of a GenBank genome assembly. Lineage: Eukaryota; Metazoa; Rotifera; Eurotatoria; Philodinida; Philodinidae.
AUGGGUUUUUCAGAACGCUUUCCUCGAUGGAGUUCAGCAAUUAUAGGUGUUGUUCAGCUUCUCUUAACUGCUGCAAUUAUUGGCUUAGAAGUUGGUUCAGCUUAUAUAGAUCUUGCACAUGGAACGAUUUGGGUUGGAUUUUGGGCUGGUAUUGUUUUUAUUAAGACAUUACUUUUAAUGCUAUUUAUCACUUGUUGUUGUCGGGGGCGUUGCUGUGCCACAUAUGUUCUUCUAUGGACUAUACUCAGUGGUGUAUUGGCUUGUGUUAUAAUAUAUUUUGAUCAAAUUUUUAUUAACAAUCUUUGUAAAUGUUAUUUGGGUGAUCAAUUAUGUUGUGCAGUUCGUGGUAUUGAAUCAUUACGUAGUAAUUAUUCAGCUGUUUUUGAAGAAUGUGGUCAAGCUAUAGUGCAAGGUACAAUAUCAUCAAAAGUAUGUCCAGUGACUCCAUAUGAUAAAUUAAAAUUAAUUCAAGCUCAACUUGGUUGUGCUGUUGGAAUGGUAAUUACAUGUGGAAUUUAUGUUGUGAUAUAUUUAUUUGCUUGUCUUGGUAUAUGUUUUGGUCAUGAUUAA